This is a messenger RNA of Mycena indigotica, 447 nucleotides long. RefSeq lists its product as uncharacterized. The coding region runs from base 1 to 447 and encodes 148 amino acids. The record is from RefSeq and is a predicted model, not a curated record. The transcript has 4 exons. NCBI's taxonomy places the organism in Eukaryota, Fungi, Basidiomycota, Agaricomycetes, Agaricales, Mycenaceae.
AUGGCUGCACCCCUCACACAAGGCACUGCAAAUUUUCCACCCGAGUACUUACCCAGCGGCACCGACCUCGCGGCACUACCACCAGAUGUGGUGGCCAUCCUGAAUGCAAUCGCGAACAGGCAAAGGGAUCUCGUUACUGAAUUCACACACAUGCGCCGCGAUGUCCUCAUCUUGGGCAAUUCUCAAAAGGGAACUGGUCUCGGUUUGGCUUAUGCAGAAGUGCCCUUCCUCGACGGGAGUAUGCCAACGGUGGCAGUUCCUGCUAAUCCGGGCCCCGCUCGUCCUGCGCUGCCUGAAUUGAGAACAAUUAACGACAUUCGCUCGCUGACUGGCCCUCAAGCCACAGCCUAUAUGGACGGAUAUGGUAUUGGACCAGCACCACAGCAAGUAGAACGCCGUCAGGAGAUCAUAGCCCGGUACAUAGGGUGCUACCUACCUCUUUAUUAG